AUGGCUCGCAUCCAGAUCCCCAUCGACGCCCUGACGUCUCGCCUGAACCUCCAGGACCGCUUCAACUCGAUGCGCUCCGGCGGCUUGAGUGCCCGCUUCGCCAACCUGCGUCCCGUCGGCGAGUUCUUCGACGUGAAGCGCAUCUCCAAGCCCGCCAACUUUGGCGAGGUCCAGUCGCGAUGGAACUACAACCUCUCCUACUUCUCCAGCAACUACACCGUCGUCUUCCUGAUGCUGAGCAUCUACGCCCUGCUCACCAACUGGCUGCUGCUGUUCGACAUCAUCUUCGUCGUCGCCGGCAUGUUCCUCAUCGGCAGGCUCGACGGCCGUGACCUCGAGAUCGGUAACUUCCGCGCUACUACUUCGCAGCUGUGGACCGGUCUCCUCGUCAUCUCUAUUCCCUUGGGCCUGUUCGCGUCUCCCUUCUCGACGCUGCUCUGGCUCAUCGGUGCUUCUGGCGUGGUCAUCCUCGGCCACGCCGCUUUUAUGGACAAGCCUAUCGACGAGGCUUUUUCCGGGGAGGCGAGAGUCGAGGAGCUAGAAACAGAAGAGGACGACUCGGAUAUACAAGGCGUUGGUUUGGUUUCGAGGGGAAAGCGGAUUGCCAGCGACUCGCUUCGUUUCACGGGUACAGACUUGGGUGACAGGGCGGGUGCUUCACGCAGAGGCUACGAGUAUCGAUCGGAAGACGAUGACGAAGACGACAGCAGCGAAGACGACAGCGAAGAGGAGGAGAACGACAACUCCUCAGGAGACGAACUUGAUAUUGACUGGGAUAAUUUGUCGCCCAUGGAAAGAGAAGAAGCUCUGGUGCAGACAGCAUUGGCUCGUAUCCGCCGCGCCCAGGAAAACGGCAGAACGGAUGUCAAGCUCAACAAGGAGGAGAUGGCGGCUCUUGACCGACACAAGAAGCGCAUGGAGAAGGAGGCACGCAAGCAAGAGCGCAGACGACGCAAGGAGAGGGACCAAAGAGUCUCCAUCCCGCUGGCGCAGUUCGGGGCGCCCAUGAGGAGACCGACCCUACCAUCCGAGGACGACCUGCCACGCCACCCGUCUCCAGGCACAUUCGCCGAGACCCAGGCCAGAGACACGAUGCCCGCAGUGGGCUACUUCCCGCCACCGAGCGGUUCUCGCCCGCGCCAACGCUCGGGGACGUCUUCAUCCCAACGACCGCCCUCCCAAGCGCUGCGCGAAAGAGGCUCUUCGCCUUUCCAGUACGCCUACGUCGGGGCGCGCCACACCUCGGAUCCGAAACCAUCGUCAUCUCGGGGACCUACCGACGACGGAUGGUCGCCGUCCUCCUCCACAUCUUCCAUGUCCAGAUCAAGAGCCGGCGUCGACCCCUUCCAAUUCCAGACGGAAGGUCCUCGCGCCCAGUCCGCCGCUGCGGCCCGACGUAAGGUGUCGGGCUCAACGGACGGGCGACGCACUCCUGUCGUUCCUCCGACGGCUCGGGUGACCAGGUCACGUGCGCCCCCGCCAGAAGAGGAGGAGGAGUCCAGCGAAGACAGCAGCAGCGAGGAGAGCACCGAGGAGAGCACUAGCGACGGCACCGGGAACGGCGCGCAGAUUCAGCCGCAGCCGGCGCCGGCUCCGGCACGGCAAACCAGACGCGGCAGGAAAGAAGCCAUCGUGGUCGAAGAGACCCGCGAGCCCGCGCGUGAAACGUCGCGGGGCAAGAAGUCAUCUAAUCCGUCGCCGUCCAAGAGGAAACCCGUCGGGGGCCGGAAAAAGAAGAAGUGA
This is a messenger RNA of Colletotrichum karsti, 1743 nucleotides long. RefSeq lists its product as uncharacterized. The coding region runs from base 1 to 1743 and encodes 580 amino acids. The transcript has 2 exons. Gene Ontology annotation, cellular component: Golgi apparatus. The record is from RefSeq and is a predicted model, not a curated record. Lineage: Eukaryota; Fungi; Ascomycota; Sordariomycetes; Glomerellales; Glomerellaceae.